This is a messenger RNA of Drosophila persimilis, 2774 nucleotides long. Its product is annotated as spondin-1. The record is from RefSeq and is a predicted model, not a curated record. The coding region runs from base 27 to 2660 and encodes 877 amino acids. Lineage: Eukaryota; Metazoa; Arthropoda; Insecta; Diptera; Drosophilidae. The transcript has 6 exons. Gene Ontology annotation, molecular function: serine-type endopeptidase inhibitor activity. Gene Ontology annotation, biological process: cell adhesion. Gene Ontology annotation, cellular component: extracellular matrix.
AGUCGAAUGGUUAUAGACUUUUCAGAAUGUGGCGGACCGACUCUGUUCCUCUGUUUCCACUGCUUCUGGCGGCGCUGACGAUCGGCACAGCCCGCAGUCUGAUCUGUACACGCCGACCGGCAAACACGGCCACGCCCAAGUCGCCAGUGGAUGAGAACUAUGUGAUAAGCAUAACAGGCAAUCCGGAAACAUACAUUCUCGGACAGGAGUACAACGUUUCCCUGAAUGCAUUCAACGGGCAUCGCUACAUUAGCUUCAUUCUGGCGCUGGAGAACGAAAACGGGGACUUCAACUAUGCGGAUGACCUCGGCAGCUUUGAGCUGAGCGACAUGACCGAGUCGCGCUUCAGUCCCAACUGCAUAAACAUGGUGGAGAACACCAACACCAAUCCAAAGACCCACAUGCACCUGACCUGGGUGGCGCCCAGCGAGCCAGGCAGCGGCUGUAUCCUUAUGCGGGCUACGGUCUUGCAGCAUCGUGACGUAUGGCACAUGGAUGACGGUGGACUAACGCGACGUAUUUGCGAGGAGGUCGUUGACGAUGUGGAGAGCCAGCCGACGGCUCCUUUGAUGGAUAUACCCUGCUGUGCCUGCGACGAGGCGCGCUAUGAGCUGAUAUUUGAAGGCGUCUGGUCCCGCAACCUGCAUCCAAGGGACUUUCCAGCUCGAGGCUGGGAAACGCGAUUCUGUGAGCUUUUGGGGGCUGCCCACAGCGCCGACUACCGCUUCUGGGAAUCCGGAUCCCUGGCGAGCGAGGGUCUCAAGCAGUAUGCGGAGCACUGCAGCUCGCGUCUGCUCGAGCGGGAAUUCAGCAUCAACUUUCGGGAUCAAAAGAUCCGCACUAUUAUCAAGGCACGCGGCCCGUCGUUCCCCAAUAUGAGUAGCAAGUCCAUGGCCUCGGUGCGAGUGGAUCCAUUGCAUCACAUGGUAUCGUUUGCCUCCAAAAUAGAGCCCUCGCCAGACUGGAUCGUGGGCGUCAGUGGACUGGAGCUAUGUCUGCGGAACUGCACGUGGCUGGAGGGAAAGGUUAUUAAUUUGUAUCCCUGGGAUGUCGGCACGGAUGCGGGGCCAAGCUAUACGUCACCUGACCAGCCGCAGGUCCCUCCAGAUGUCAUCAGGCGCAUGCGUUCCGAUUUUCCAAAUGAUCCUCGCUCGCCCUUCUACGACGAGACGGGGGCUCCCAUGAAGCCCAUGGCAAUCCUGACCGUACGACGUCAACGCAUCUACGAGCGGCGCUGUGCGGAUGAAGACUCAAACAAUCCAGCAGAAGUACCCCGAGAGUGCCUUACACAUCCCUGGUCAAGCUGGAGCGACUGCUCAUCCAAAUGUGGCGAUGGCAUGCAGUACAGGAGACGCGUCUACAAGCAGCCUGAGCUGGCGAGGAUCUACAACUGCAAUGAGCCGCAGUAUGACGAACGCGAGUGCCAGGGCCAGAUGUGCGGUGCACAGAAUCUAAUGGGGAACGUUGAAGACUUUGAUGAUCUGGACCCUGGAAUGGGAAUGGGAACGGGCUUUGGCAUGGGCGCGGGAAUGGGCGGAAACAUCCGUCAGUCGUCCCAGCAACGAGGGCCCGAGUGUCAACUGAGCCGUUGGGGCAGCUGGAGUGCUUGCAGCGUGACCUGCGGAGAGGGCUACGAAAUGAGGCAGCGCCAGUAUCUCAAUCCUGGAGCCGAAUCGAAGUGCCAGAGUGUGCAUCGAAUGGACUUGCAAGAGACGCGCAAAUGUGAGGGCAGAGCUUGCCUCGGUAAUCUGCCAGGAUCAAUUAACGGCGACAUGGACAUGGGUAUGUCACCUUAUGAAGAGUCCAUGGGCGGACGAGGCGGCGGAGGCAUGUAUGGUCCACCCUCAGAACUAGACGCCAAUAGAUUUGAGGGAAACUCUAACAGAGGCUCUGAUGGGACUCCAAUAAAUCAGGAUCGAUCGGGAUUCGGCUUUUCGGUUGGCAACCUUAAAGGCCACACCCCCAUUUGGGGCGACAGCUCACAGAAAUCGGAUGCUAUGUGGCUUCCAGAGCGACAGACAACUCUGAACCAGAAGCCACCGUCCUACAAGCAGCCCAGGAUUCAAAGUAAUUACAAUGUCGCCGCCGGCUAUGAACCGAUAACGGAACCACCAUCACCCUGGUCACGCCAACGUCCCAGUGACAUUUACCAGCCGUCGCGUUUAGAGGAUGUAGAACGGGCUCCUUGGCAGCGACAGGGUCCCGGAAACACACACAGCAGAGAGUUCCUUACAUCGGAUACAGACAUUCCUGGCGCUGGUACAGAGCAGGAAGCAUGGCAACGACCCAAUGGCUACCGCAAUGGCGACACUGAUCCCGUCCUGUCGACCCGCUGCUUCCAAAUGCUGCACACCGUUCAGCCGCGCUGCCAAAAUCAAACGAUAACGGGACAGUUCUGGUUCUACAACUUCUGUGCCGAUGAAUGCAUGUUGUAUGCAACAGAUCCGUGCGAUCGCAAUUUGAACAAAUUCAGCAGAUGGGAGGAGUGCGAGAAGUGUCGCCUGCCUGAGUUCGCUCCCCUGCAGCAGAACCGCUCCAAUUCUCCGGAAUGCCAGGCACUGAGAGCCACAUGGUAUGCCGAGGAGAGAGUCCGGGAAGAGCAACGAGCGUCAAAUAGAAGACGGAAUUACGGUGGCCAACGGCAACGCGGUAGAAAUUAAAUUACCUAUGUACAUUUUAAUAUCUAGUAAAUACUUUUUUAGGUUUGCAUUAUUUCAUUAAGCUUUCUAACCAUAUAUGUAUUUAGUUAAUAAUAUAUUAGGGAUAAAACAGGA